Molecule: messenger RNA, 472 nt
Organism: Caenorhabditis sp. 36 PRJEB53466
Lineage: Eukaryota; Metazoa; Nematoda; Chromadorea; Rhabditida; Rhabditidae
Source: the annotation of a GenBank genome assembly
AUGACAAAGAAAAGUGAGGAAGACAUGCUUCUGUAUCGGCCUCCGCUCUCUGAAACUUCUCAGGUACUUUCAAGUUGUUCUACAAUAUCGAGACGAAUAUGAAAUUUCAGGCAAGAAUCUUUACACUCAUCGAAAAGUGUAUAAAUACUCAACGUCGCCUCGUGAGUCUAUGCCGGAAACGUUGUAAAUGUCACCAAAUAAUACAGGAAAGCGCAAUGCAGAAUCUGAGUGACGAGUCGUUGAGAGAAGCCACAAUUAUGAUGGGAGACACGAGAAGUUACCGUCGUAUUCUGGUCGAAGAUCUCGUGAAGACCUAUGAAAGUGCUGCUGUCCUGGUUUGUUCAUUUUUACCGUUAAACUGUAAGAACUUAUCGUUUUUGAGGAAAACAUUAGAAUAAUCGAGAAAGCAAUGACACUGAUGGCGCCACGGCUCGAAAAUAUCUGUAGAAUUGCUGGUAACACUGACGAAUAA